Messenger RNA from Cydia pomonella (codling moth), 3421 nucleotides. RefSeq names its product rho GTPase-activating protein gacU (gene Cnot4). Gene Ontology annotation, biological process: protein ubiquitination. Gene Ontology annotation, cellular component: CCR4-NOT complex. NCBI's taxonomy places the organism in Eukaryota, Metazoa, Arthropoda, Insecta, Lepidoptera, Tortricidae. The transcript is spliced from 18 exons. The record is from RefSeq and is a predicted model, not a curated record. The coding region runs from base 312 to 3278 and encodes 988 amino acids. Gene Ontology annotation, molecular function: metal ion binding; ubiquitin-protein transferase activity; RNA binding.
GGAAACACAGAACGGAAUCUUGUAAAAGAUUAGGCCAUUUCAUAAAACAAAUGUAUAGUAACUCGCAGAAAACAUCUUUGGGACAGUUGUAUUUAUUUCAGCUUUGCAUUUUAUGUUAAAUUGAAUCGUGAACCGCUUUGUAGGUCCAUUGGAAAGGAUUCAUCUUCAACUGUUGCGGAAGGGUUAGCAGUCUCAAUUCUGCUAAAGAAUAGAUUUGCAUUGAGAGAAGACGUAAGGCUGCGUUUGAAUCCAGUGAGCGAACGUUCCUUUCUUCGGCAGGAGACGUGGAACUUUCGGCUAGCAGGUCUAGGAUGUCAGUGUUGAAUCAGAGCGGAGAAGAACAGGUGGAAUGUCCACUAUGCAUGGAGCCAUUGGAGGUCGACGAUCUCCACUUCUACCCGUGCACAUGUGGAUACCAAAUAUGCCGGUUUUGCUGGAAUCGAAUCCGGGAAGGCGAGAAUGGUCUCUGUCCGGCCUGUCGGAAGGCCUAUCCGGAGAACCCGGCAGAUUUCACCCCGCUCAGUCAAGAGCAGGUAGCAGCAAUAAAGACGGAGAAGAAGGCGCGCGAGCAGAAGCGGCGGAACAAGACUCUGGAGUCGCGGCGAGCGCUCGCGAAUGUUCGCGUCGUGCAGAACAACCUCGUGUUCGUCGUGGGGCUGCCCGUGCGGCUCGCGGAUCCCGAGAUCCUAAAAAGACAGGAGUACUUUGGCAAAUAUGGCAAAAUUCACAAAGUAGUUAUAAACCAAAGUACAACGUAUGCAGGUUCACAGGGUCCGUCCGCGUCCGCGUACGUGACGUACGUGUCGUCGGCGGACGCCCUGCGCGCCAUCCAGGGCGUCAACAACGUCGCCCUCGACGGACGGGUGCUGAAGGGCUCGCUCGGCACCACCAAGUACUGCGCCAACUUCAUGAAGAACCAGCCCUGCCCCAAGCCCGACUGCAUGUACCUGCACGAGCUAGGUGAUCCUAAGGCGUCGUUCACCAAGGAGGAAAUGCACGCCGGCUUGCACCAGGUGUACGAGCGCAAGCUGCACAACCAGCUGCUCCAACUAGGAAACAAGCCCGACGAAAAGCAUAGCGCAGGUAACUCUAGUACGAAUGCAGAAAAGAAUUGUUCGAAAGAAGGUAAUCCGUCGAACUUUAUACCGACAACAGUGGUCACAUCGUCUAAUAUAAACGUAGUCAGUUCGUCUAAAUCAAAGAAAGAAUCGGUAAACGGUAGCAAUGGUAUAGAAGCAAGCAAUAGUAACGGGGUGAAUGGAAACGGCAAGGAGGCGUGGCCCAGUCUCGGUUCGUCUCCGCCUUCAGACAGCCCCGUCGGCAAACAGUCCAGUCCCAAACCACAAGCUCAGGGUAAAGCUGUAAGAAAUACAAUUAAAAUACAAAUACGAAGAAAAACUGUAAAUUCUAUUGAGAAAACGGGAAUUACCCGAAUUAAGUCACAAGAAAACGGCACAUCAGAAUCUUCCAGUCCCACACAAAUGCAACCAGCUCAAACGAAAAGCAAAGACCACAGCGAAAAAACGAACAGGACCCACAAAGACAGCACAAACGGCCAACCCAAGAAGAGCAAAUCCGAAGCGAAAAACAAAAAACAUAACAAUCAGGUCCAAGAAAACGAACCAGAAGACGAACCCAAACCAAGCAUCACACACAGCUCUGUCUUCGAAAACGACACACAAAGCUAUCUCAAUAACGACUUAGACGAGUUAGAAUCUGACAGACACAGCCUUUUAGAAAACCACGAUCUACUCCACAAUAGCGACCACAGCUUAUUAGAAGACGACACACACAACCUACUAAACGAUGUCAAUAACGAAAUUAUGCUGCAUAAACAGAGAGAAAUGCUCGCGGGCUUAGUCGAUAACCAUAUGAUAAACCCAAUGAAGAGUCAUCUAAACGGAUAUGGGCUUAUAGAUAGAGAUACUAUGAGUUAUAUAGGUAAUGAUAGGCAUAGUCAAAUUAGCCAAGGUCUAAUGGAAAAGGAGCUGCUGUUGAGGGAACGCAGCCGGAGCGAGAUGCUGAUGCGACAGAACGAGAUGCUCGCGAGACAACACAUGGAGCCCAAGCAUUAUUUGCAGGGGAAUUUAGGACUCGACUCCAAUAGUGAAUUAUUAGGUGCUAAUUAUCAUCCAAAUCCCAAUAUGCUUCCAUUCGGUAUGCGUGUAGAACACGCAUCGCCACUUCAAAAUAACAUGCAGAACAACAUGCAAAACAAUAUGCAGAAUACCAUGCAAAACAGUAUGCAUAAUAGCCUUCAGAACAGUAUGCAGAAUACCAUGCAAAAUAGCCUUCAGAACAGUAUGCAGAAUACUAUGCAAAAUAGCCUUCAGAACAGUAUGCAGAAUACUAUGCAAAAUAGCCUACAGAACAGUAUGCAGAAUACCAUGCAGAAUAGCCUUCAGAACAUGCAAAAUAGCCUUCAGAACAGCAUGCAGAAUAGUCUACAGAAUAUGCAGAAUAGCUUGCAGAACAGUAUGCAGAACAGCUUGCAGAAUAACAUGCACUAUGUAAUGCACAAUCCACAUGCGGGCCCCGUGCCCAACGGUUUUGAAGCUCCACAGUCUUCGAGCGAAGGGCGCUACCUAGCGGAGAACAUGGACAAGUUCUUCACCGACUUCCACAAGGCGCAGCAGAUGCGGCUGCUCCUGGCCCGCGCUCCCGACCAUCCCCGGCAGAUGGCGCUCGAGCACGAGCACAAGCAGAGAAUGAACAAUAUGAGGAUGGGCAGCGAAGCCCCGCGUGCGGCCGGCGACGGCGACGACGACCUCGACUUCGACCCCUUCAAGGAGACGCAGAAGGCCCUGGCUGAGAUGAUGGAGACCGAGAUGAUGCAGAACACAAGCGGCGACAACAUGGAGCUGGUCCGGCGCUCGCGCCUUCCGCCGCCCGGCUUCGCGCUGCCGCCGCACCAGCACCAACACCAACACCAGCACCAACACCAACACGCGCAGCCCCAACAUCCCAUGCAUACAGGUUUCAACAACACUAGCGCGUCGUUCUCCGACUGGACGCAGAUGGACCCGGCCAUCAUGUCGACGUCGGUGAACUUCGGCAAGCCGCCGCCGGCGGUGCAGCAGCAGCAGCAGCAGCAGCAGCAGCAGGAGCUGUGGGCGCGCUUCAACUCGCUGGCCGUGGCCCCGCAGAGCAAGCUGCCGCCGGGCUGGGGCCGGCUGGGCUGGGGGCUGGCGCCGCCGCUGGGCAGCAUCCCGCUGCCGCCCGGCUUCUCGCCCGCCAAGCCGCCGCAGCACCCCGCCGAGUGCAUCGACGCCAACUAACGUGCAAUCUCCAUUUUCUAUAUUAUUCCUUUUCCGUUGGUGAUGUGAACGAUAAAUCUUUGUAUUAAGAGAGGAUAUUUUAACGAGAGAAAUAUGAUAACGAAGGAAUUUGUAAAAUAAAUUAACAUAUUUGUUUUAUUUGA